Messenger RNA from Gorilla gorilla gorilla (western lowland gorilla), 1516 nucleotides. It is a transcript of the gene SPMIP9, whose product is annotated as sperm microtubule inner protein 9. The transcript is spliced from 4 exons. Gene Ontology annotation, cellular component: cytoplasm. NCBI's taxonomy places the organism in Eukaryota, Metazoa, Chordata, Mammalia, Primates, Hominidae. Bases 863 to 1405 code for a protein of 180 amino acids. The record is from RefSeq and is a predicted model, not a curated record.
AUAAAUGUUGCAGCUGCUCGGUGUUUAGGUCCGUACUGCCUUUAUGAGCUGUAACAGUCACUGUGAAGGUCUGCAGCUUCACUUUUGAAACCAGCGAGACCGUGAACCCACCGGAAGGGACGAAUAUCUCCUUACGCCUCGCCUUAGGAGGUGUAACACUCACCCCGAAGGUCUGCAGCUUAACUCCUGAGCCAGCGAGACUAAGAACCCACCAGAAGGAAGAAACUCUUCACACGUCCGAAUACUAGAAGGAACAAACUCCGGACACGCUGCGUUUAAGAACUGUAAUACUCGCAGGGAGGGUCCGUGGCUUCGUUCUUGACGUCAGUAAGACCAAGAAGCCACCAAUUCCGGACACACCAACACUUGGAGAGGCAAAGGCAAGAGGAUUACUUGAGCCCUGGAGUUUGAGACCAGCUGGGCAACAUGGUGAAACCCCAUCUCUACAAAAAAUACAACAACAAAAAAUUAGCUGGGCAUGUUGGUGCAUGCCUGCAGUCCCAGCUACUCAAGAGGUGGGAGGAUUGCGUGAGCCAAAGAGGUCAAGGCUGUAGUGACCCAUGAUCGUGCUAUUGUACUCCAGCCUGGGUGACAAAGCAAGACGCUGUCUUGGGAAAAAAAAAUAAUGUAUUGAAAAAGUAGGAGAGAGUUGGAAAAGGGCACACAGGGAAGACAGCCAUGUGAAGACUGAAGUGGGUAGAGAUUGAAGUCAUGCUGCCACAAGCCAAAGAACAUCUGAGGAUGCCAGAAGCUGAAAGCGGCAAGGAAGAGACAAGGGAGGCUUCCCAAGAGCCUUCAGAGGGAGCAUGCCCUUCCUGAUACAUAGAUUUUGGUCUUCUAGCCUCCGGAAUUGUCAUUUGCCAUGGCAGGUGUGAAAUACCCGGGACAGGACCCUGUGGAUUUAGACAUAUACCAAAGCUCCCACAUGGUCGACUAUCAGCCCUGCAGGAAGCAGAAAUACUCCAGGGUCACGCCGCAAGAGCAGGCAAAACUCGAUGCUCAACUCCGGGACAAAGAGUUUUACAGGCCCAUCCCUAACCCCAACCCCAAGCUAACAGAUGGGUACCCUGCUUUCAAAAGACCCCACAUGACUGCCAAAGACCUGGGACUCCCCGGCUUCUUCCCAUCACAGGAACAUGAGGCCACAAGGGAGGACGAGCGCAAGUUCACCAGCACCUGCCAUUUCACAUAUCCAGCUUCCCACGAUCUGCACCUGGCCCAGGGUGACCCCAACCAGGUCCUCCAGAGUGCUGACUUUCCAUGCCUCCUGGAUCCCAAACACCAGCCUGCUGCAGAGAUGGCCAAAGGCUACCUGCUACUGCCAGGGUGUCCUUGUCUUCAUUGCCAUAUAGUCAAGGUCCCCAUCUUGAACCGAUGGGGACCCUUGAUGCCAUUUUACCAGUAGGAAGGAUGAAAAUACCUUCCAAAGGCUCUUCCAAGGGCAUGUGGAAAUCCUAUGACCUUGGAGUGCAGAGAGGAGAACUGAAAAUAAAACUGGAAAGAUGUUCCAACUGCA